Lucilia cuprina (Australian sheep blowfly) is the source of this 4797-nucleotide messenger RNA. RefSeq lists its product as uncharacterized. The coding region runs from base 145 to 2172 and encodes 675 amino acids. Lineage: Eukaryota; Metazoa; Arthropoda; Insecta; Diptera; Calliphoridae. Gene Ontology annotation, molecular function: [heparan sulfate]-glucosamine 3-sulfotransferase activity. The transcript is spliced from 6 exons. The record is from RefSeq and is a predicted model, not a curated record.
UUUACAUUUUCUUUAGAAAAGUUUUGUUAGAAAUUCUCUUUUCAAUAAAAAAAGAAGUUAAAAACAACAUUAAAACAAGUCGUGCUAAAAGAAAAACUUUUUUAUUGCCUUCCUUUUAAAAAUUUGUCCAUCAUUUAAAACCUGAUGACUACUGCCAAAAGACGUACUGGCAAUAGUGCGACAUUUGUUGCCGACAGCAAUCAUCAUUACAGCUCAUUGGAUCAACAACAGCAACACCAACAACAACAGCAACAACAACAACAACAUCAUCAUCAUCAUCAUCAUCUGCCACAUCAACAACAAUACUUUAAUCAAAAUCAUUAUAAUCAACAACAAAAUAAUCAUGAAAAUCAACGUUUGUUGCAACACGAGCCAAUCUCAUCUUCCAACACAAAUACAACACAACGUCAUCAACAUCAUACGCAACAAUAUCCCAACUAUAACGCAACAGCGUGUAAUAGCAACGUCACAGCAACAACAUCGGCAUCUUCAACAACCAAUACAACAAGUUCAGCAGCCUCUAUUAUGCGAGGUGAAUGUUCGGUGAAAUUACCUUUGGAUAUUUUAUGGUUACCAAAAUCCGCCAUGAGGCCUGUUGGCCCUGAUGCCUCACAUACCGAUUGUAUUUUGGUUGUCGGUGUCUCCCGUCCCAAAUUAGCUGUAGUCUUUCUAACCGUCAUGUUGAUUUCAUUAUUUUUAACAUUUCACGUCUUGUAUGACAGUGCAGUCUAUAAUAUACAAGCGGCACAGGCUGUACAUGAACAUCAUCAUAAUCAUCAUCGUUUAGCCUUAAUGAGUUCAAACAGUAUUAUCAAUGGUGGUAGUGGUGGCGGAAGCAGUAGUAGUAGUAGUAGUGGUGGUGGUAUUAGUAUGAAAAAUAUCAAUAACAAUCGCGCCAAUCAUUUGCCUGAGGAUUAUAGUGGUAUAGGUGGAGGAGGCGGCAUUGCAGGCAGUAGUACGAAUAAUAAGCAUAUGACUGAUAUCUCAUCAUCCAAUCAACAGAUUAGUCAUCCCAUGGUGUUUCCAUCAAAUCGAGUACAUUUUCCAAAAACAAGUCGUCGUUUACCGCAGGCUCUUAUAAUUGGCAUACGAAAAUGUGGUACACGUGCCCUUUUGGAAAUGUUGUAUCUGCAUCCUCGCAUACAGAAGGCUGGUGGUGAAGUACAUUUUUUUGAUCGCGAUGAAAACUAUAUGAAAGGACUGGAGUGGUAUCGCAAAAAAAUGCCACAUUCAUUUCGUGGACAAAUAACAAUAGAAAAAAGUCCAAGUUAUUUUGUGUCGCCUGAGGUGCCAGAACGUGUACGGGCCAUGAAUGCCAGUAUUAAAUUGUUGCUUAUAGUAAGAGAACCGGUGACAAGAGCCAUUUCUGAUUACACUCAAUUACGAAGUCAUGCAGCAACAGCCACACUACCAUUAGCCAACGAACAGCAACAGCAGCCACAACCAACAAUAGCACCUUCAUCGUCGUCCUCCUCAUCAUCUUCAUCGUCGUCAGCAAAUGCGGGUAAAGUAUCCUCACAUUCAAUGUUAUACAACAAAUUAAAUGCUGGUUACUCCUCAUCGCAAGUUUAUGACAAUUCAUUAGGCGGUGGAGGUAGUGGUCGUGGGAGUGGUAAUGGUAAUGUGUAUGGCUCUGGGGCAGGUGGUAUUAAAACAAAUUUUAAAAAUCCAUAUAACAGCCAUCGCCACUAUGAGUCAACAACAGCUAGUCCACAAGCAAAUAUGGCCAAUUCUGCAGCACAAAUUUUAUCCAAAUCCUUUGAGGAGUUGGCUAUAUUCCCAAAUGGUACUGUAAAUGAAUCCUAUCGUCCAUUAAGCAUAUCUAUGUACCAUUUACAUUUACAUCGUUGGUUGGAAGUCUUCCCACGUGAACAGAUUUUGAUUGUUAAUGGUGAUCGCUUAAUUGAUGAUCCUGUAUCUCAGCUUAAGAAAAUCGAAAGCUUUUUAGGCAUUGAACAUCGUAUUACCAGUAAUCAUUUCUACUUUAAUGAAACGAAAGGAUUCUACUGUUUACGCUAUGACAGCGGUGACCGUUGUUUGCGCGAAACAAAAGGACGUAAACAUCCUCAUGUUGAUCCGGUUGUCAUCUCCAAACUGCGUAAAUUUUUCGCUGAACACAAUCAACGUUUCUACGAAUUGGUUGGAGAGGAUUUGGGUUGGCCCGAAGAGUAAAAGAAGGUAAGACACGCUGAUAGACAGUCAGACAGACAGGAUGUCUGCAUUAACAAAGGACGUGAGUUGUGUGUAAAGUAUGUGUAUAAAAUAAAUAAAAUUAUUUCCAAAAAAAAGUAGUUAGCAAUUGGUAUGUGUAAACAAAUGAUAAUGAAGUCAUAAACUGCAGCAGCAACAACAGAAUACAACAUGAACAAAAUUAAAACAUUUUAACGAUUCCAGAGUAUUUGUAACUAUUUAAUUAAAUUUAAAAAAAAAACGUUAAAAAGAAAAACAAAUUAAAAUGAAAAACUGUAUGAAAAAAAGCCCAAAACCAACAUAUGAAAAAUAAAUAUUAAAGAAACAUACAAAAAAAUGGAAAAAUAAGCGCAGCAAUUAAGAAAACAAGGACUGAAAUGCAAAUAUUAAUACAAGUACACAGGUUUUUUUUAAGUAUAUAACAUUUUUUUUUUUCGUUAUAAUAAUACAUUUUUCCUAUUUAUUUUUUCGUGUAUACUUUAAUUUACUUGUGUUGAUUUUAAUUAUUAUUUAUAUUAAAUACCCUACACUGUGCAUUAGUUAUUUAAAAAGGUUUUUGCAACAAAACAAAUCUCUUUCAAAAAGUGAAGAUAUGAACUUUGAUCUUUAGAAUCGUUCUACAUUCUUUGCUUGUGAUCUUUAAAGUUAAUUUGAAUUAAUAUUCUAACGGUAACAUAAAGAUAUCAUAUAUCGUCAAAAUCAUUUCGCUUUUUUAAUCUCAGAUCUUUGUUUAUUUUACUAUUUGAUAAAACUUUCAAAUUUUAAAUCGAUCGCUCGUUGAGUAAUUUUCACUGUUUGAUUACUUUUAUCGCUUUAAAAUUUUAUUUUUCACUUUUCAUCCAAUUUAUUAACUUAUUUUUCGACACUUUAUAAUUAAAAUGAAUAUAUUAUUCACACUAACGAGUACACAAGCUUAAUGUCAUUUUGAAUAUGUAUGUCGAAAAAUAUUUGUUUAUUUAUUUGUAUAAAAGAGAUUAUUUUUUGUGCAAACUGUAAGCUGUCAGAAGGUAAGACUUCAAAAGAGAUACCCUGCAGUUUUGUGGACACAAAAAUAAGUAUUAAACAGCUUAUACCCAACAAAAAAACGAAGUACUUCCAAAAGAAUCACAUUUCUCACUACUUCAAGAUUGGCUAUUGUGAUUUUUUACCUUCUGUGGAAGUGAUGUUUAAUGACUUCCGAAGAAGUGAAAUUUGUUCUACUUUUUCUAUGCAGAAUAUAUUUUUUUGUUCUUACUUUUUGUGAGAUAAAAAAUUUUAUUUUAUCUCACAAAUUAGUUGUAUUCUAUAAUAAUACAAUUUCACUUCCGAAUAACUUUCAAAAACCAACAUUAAAAUUACUUUUUGAGAAUGACUUCAGAAGUAGUGAAUUUGGAAAUAAAUAAAAAGAACGUCCAUCCUAUGACAAGCCUCGGGUAAAAUAAUCACUUUUUCAGGUCUUUUUCAGUGUUUCCACGUAGUAAAUUCUACUUCUUUUUCGCUUUCUUGGAAGUUCUUUGUUUUUUUUUUUUUUUUUACUGGGUAUUAGACACUCAAAUGUAAGGACCUCUAAGGCUAAAAAAUUUCAUGAAUAGUGUCUACAUAUAAAUUUUGUUUACAUCUAAUUUAUAUCCAACAUAAAAAUUACUUCCUGAGAAUGACUUUAGAUGUUGUGAAUUUGGAAUCAUAUAAAAAGGACAUUCCUCCUAUGACAAGCUUAUGUAAAAUUAUAACUUCUUUAUGUCUUAUUCACUACUUCCAUGUAGAAAAUUAUGCUUCUUUUUCGCUUCUUUGGAAGUUCUUUUUUGAUGUGUACCUAAAAUAACAUUUUUAGAAAAUGUUUAAAUUGAACUAAUUUAAUCGCCUUAGAAUUUUAUAAAGAUCCAUAAUAUAUUUUAAAUUACUAUCACGCCAGUUUAAAGAAAUUAUAAAAAUUUACCACGCAAAACUAGUCACAUGUACAGCAGGAUAACUAACUAUUUAAAUAGUGCGUGAGAAAUACUACAAAAGUGAUAAAAUAUAUGUAAAUAUUUAUCGAAAAAUAAGUUGAAGUAUUUUCCUUUAAAACUGAUUAAAAAGAUUAUUUAAUAUGUAAAUAAUUGAAAAUAUAAAUACAUACAAACAAUAUUAUACAUAUACAUAUGUGAAUACAUUAGGGCAUUUCCAUUUUUUAUGAGUUCGCACAGACACCAUGAAAAAGCUUUUUUGGAAUUACUUAAAUCGAUCAAUAUUCAUAGCCGAUUCCUAAUUUAAGAGUUUUACUACUUAAGAAGAAGCUGAAAUGAGAAAUGAAUAUUUAUUAUUUAUUCUAUUUUGUUUGAAGCAAAUAAAUGAUCACUUAAAGAAUUUAGUCAAGUUUUCAAUCAAUACUAGUGUAUAGCCUACAGUCUAGACAAUGGUUUAGUUUAAGUCUGAGUUACAGUUUGGACAAUAGUUUUUCAGUAUUUUGGAUUGUUGUUGUGUAGCAUAAAUAUGUGUUGCAUAGACUGUUAUCUUAAUAUAGUCGGGGCUAUAGUCUUGUCUAUAGUUUGGACUACAGUCUUGUCUAUAGUCAUGACUAUAAUCUUGUCUAUAGUCUGGACUAUGGUCUUGUCUAUAGUCGGGACUAUAGUCUUGUCUAUAGUGUGGAUU